Mus caroli (Ryukyu mouse) is the source of this 3615-nucleotide messenger RNA. It is a transcript of the gene Epha4, whose product is annotated as EPH receptor A4. Lineage: Eukaryota; Metazoa; Chordata; Mammalia; Rodentia; Muridae. Gene Ontology annotation, biological process: protein phosphorylation; ephrin receptor signaling pathway; axon guidance. The record is from RefSeq and is a predicted model, not a curated record. Gene Ontology annotation, molecular function: transmembrane-ephrin receptor activity; protein binding; ATP binding. Gene Ontology annotation, cellular component: dendrite; plasma membrane.
AAGCAUUUAUUCCACUGGGAUAGAAGCGGCAGGAGCAGCGUUGGCACCGGCGAACCAUGGCUGGGAUUUUCUAUUUCAUCCUCUUUUCGUUUCUCUUUGGAAUUUGCGACGCUGUCACCGGUUCUAGGGUAUACCCCGCGAAUGAAGUUACUUUAUUGGAUUCCAGAUCUGUUCAGGGAGAGCUUGGGUGGAUAGCAAGCCCUCUGGAAGGAGGGUGGGAGGAAGUGAGCAUUAUGGAUGAGAAAAAUACACCGAUCCGAACCUACCAGGUGUGCAACGUGAUGGAAGCCAGCCAGAACAACUGGCUGCGAACUGACUGGAUCACCCGCGAAGGGGCGCAGAGGGUGUACAUUGAAAUUAAAUUCACUCUGAGGGACUGCAACAGUCUUCCGGGCGUCAUGGGGACUUGCAAGGAGACGUUUAACCUCUACUACUAUGAGUCGGACAACGACAAGGAGCGCUUCAUCAGAGAGAGCCAGUUUGGCAAGAUCGACACCAUCGCAGCUGAUGAGAGCUUCACGCAGGUGGACAUUGGUGACCGAAUCAUGAAACUCAACACUGAGAUCCGGGAUGUAGGGCCACUGAGCAAGAAAGGGUUUUACCUGGCUUUUCAGGAUGUGGGUGCUUGCAUCGCCCUGGUGUCUGUCCGUGUGUUCUACAAGAAGUGUCCACUCACCGUUCGAAAUCUAGCCCAGUUUCCCGAUACCAUCACUGGAGCUGAUACCUCUUCCCUGGUGGAAGUUCGAGGCUCCUGUGUCAACAACUCAGAAGAAAAGGAUGUGCCAAAAAUGUACUGUGGGGCAGAUGGUGAAUGGCUGGUACCCAUUGGCAACUGCCUAUGCAACGCUGGGCACGAGGAGCAGAAUGGUGAAUGCCAAGCUUGCAAAAUUGGAUAUUACAAAGCUCUUUCCACGGACGCCUCCUGUGCCAAGUGUCCACCGCACAGCUACUCUGUCUGGGAAGGAGCCACGUCCUGCACCUGUGACCGAGGCUUUUUCAGAGCUGACAACGAUGCGGCCUCCAUGCCCUGCACCCGCCCACCAUCUGCUCCCCUUAACUUGAUUUCUAAUGUCAACGAGACAUCAGUGAACUUGGAAUGGAGCAGUCCUCAGAACACAGGUGGCCGUCAGGACAUUUCUUACAACGUGGUCUGCAAGAAAUGUGGAGUUGGUGAUCCCAGCAAAUGCCGGCCCUGUGGAAGUGGAGUCCACUACACACCACAGCAGAACGGACUCAAGACGACCAGAGUCUCCAUCACUGACCUCCUAGCACACACCAAUUACACAUUUGAGAUCUGGGCAGUGAAUGGAGUGUCCAAGUAUAAUCCUAGCCCGGACCAGUCAGUGUCUGUCACAGUGACAACCAACCAAGCAGCACCAUCAUCCAUUGCUUUGGUCCAGGCUAAAGAAGUUACAAGAUACAGCGUAGCUCUGGCUUGGCUGGAACCAGAUCGACCAAACGGAGUCAUCUUAGAAUAUGAAGUCAAAUAUUAUGAAAAGGAUCAGAAUGAACGCAGCUAUCGCAUAGUCCGGACAGCUGCCAGGAACACAGAUAUCAAAGGCCUGAACCCUCUGACUUCCUAUGUUUUCCACGUGCGAGCCAGGACCGCUGCCGGCUACGGAGACUUCAGCGAGCCCCUGGAAGUCACUACUAAUACAGUGCCUUCCCGCAUCAUUGGCGAUGGAGCCAACUCCACUGUCCUGCUGGUCUCCGUCUCUGGCAGUGUGGUCCUCGUGGUCAUUCUCAUUGCAGCUUUUGUGAUCAGCCGAAGACGGAGUAAGUACAGCAAAGCGAAACAAGAAGCAGAUGAAGAGAAACAUUUGAAUCAAGGUGUUAGAACUUAUGUGGAUCCCUUUACAUAUGAAGACCCCAACCAGGCAGUUCGAGAAUUUGCCAAAGAAAUCGAUGCAUCCUGCAUUAAAAUUGAAAAGGUCAUAGGAGUUGGUGAAUUUGGAGAGGUCUGCAGUGGGCGUCUCAAAGUGCCCGGCAAGAGAGAGAUCUGUGUGGCCAUCAAGACUCUGAAAGCUGGCUAUACUGACAAGCAGAGGAGAGACUUCCUGAGUGAGGCCAGCAUCAUGGGACAGUUUGACCACCCAAACAUAAUCCACCUGGAAGGCGUUGUCACCAAAUGUAAACCGGUAAUGAUCAUAACGGAGUACAUGGAGAACGGCUCCUUGGAUGCUUUCCUCAGGAAGAAUGAUGGCCGCUUUACAGUCAUUCAGCUGGUGGGCAUGCUCCGGGGCAUUGGCUCGGGGAUGAAGUACUUAUCUGAUAUGAGCUAUGUGCAUCGAGACCUGGCUGCCAGGAACAUCCUGGUAAACAGCAACUUGGUCUGCAAGGUGUCUGACUUUGGCAUGUCCAGGGUGCUCGAGGAUGACCCCGAAGCAGCCUACACUACCAGGGGUGGCAAGAUUCCUAUCCGGUGGACUGCGCCAGAAGCAAUUGCGUAUCGUAAAUUUACCUCAGCCAGUGAUGUCUGGAGCUACGGAAUCGUUAUGUGGGAAGUGAUGUCAUAUGGAGAGAGACCGUACUGGGAUAUGUCCAAUCAAGAUGUGAUCAAAGCCAUCGAGGAAGGGUACCGGCUACCCCCUCCAAUGGACUGCCCCAUUGCCCUCCAUCAGUUAAUGCUGGACUGCUGGCAGAAAGAGAGAAGCGACAGGCCUAAAUUUGGGCAGAUCGUCAACAUGCUGGACAAACUCAUCCGCAAUCCCAACAGCCUGAAGAGGACAGGGUCGGAGAGUUCCAGACCAAACACAGCCUUGUUAGACCCCAGCUCCCCUGAAUUCUCUGCUGUAGUAUCAGUGGGCGACUGGCUGCAGGCCAUCAAAAUGGACCGGUAUAAGGACAACUUCACCGCCGCCGGGUACACGACACUAGAAGCUGUGGUUCACAUGAGCCAGGACGACCUGGCGAGAAUUGGCAUCACCGCCAUCACGCACCAGAAUAAGAUUUUGAGCAGCGUCCAGGCAAUGCGAACCCAGAUGCAGCAGAUGCAUGGCAGGAUGGUUCCUGUCUGAGCCAGUACCGAAUAGACUCAAAACUCUCGAAUAGUUUACCUCAUCCAUGCACUUUAAUUAAGAACUGCACUUUUUUUACUUUGUCUUCGCCCUCUGAAAUUAAAGGAAAACAAACAAACAAACAAAAAACAAAAAUAUCUGCAGCAUUGCUUGGUGUAAGAGAUUGCUGAAACCAUGGGGCUUAUAAUGAAUGACCUUGAUCAUCAGAAUUAAACCCGGAGCCAGUAAUUUCUCAGAAGAACUCUGUCCAUCGCUGGUGUGUAAAAUACAUGUACUUAUUAUAUAAAUAAAACUCUGCCUCUGAGUUUCGAUGCUGUAUUUCCCGUCAGAUACGUGGCUUUUCAAGUCACCCUAAUCCUUUCUCUGUCUGGAAUUUCAAGGGAAGGAUUUCAUCUGUGGCAUUAAUAACAGUCAUCACUCCUUACCAGAAAGAAGACCGGCUGUGCCCAGAAGCACUGUGAAAGGACUCAAUGGUGGCUUUCAGGGCUCGGUUUAUACCACAGAAGAAAAUCCAGGUGAAAGCCACUUGGCCCAUUCAUGCUGCCUCUUCAGUGCCCAGGACACCUGGUGGAUUUUUAUGACAUGGAGGGGCUAGAAA